UAUAAAAUUAUCUAGAACGCAAUGAGGAGAACCAGAAGUUCCAGAAAUAAAAGCCAGAGCGCCGUAGAAAACGAGGAAGUCCCGACAAAGACAGUGUGGCAGUGGCAAGGAGAUGACGGGCAGUGGGAACCGUACCCAGAUGAAGCGGCCUCCAUGCUGGAUUCAGCUUCCUCAUCAGGGAAGACGUCGGUCACUUUGACCCUUGGCGCAGGGAAGAAAUAUGAAGUUGAUCUGAAGAAAAUGCUCCAGAUUAAUCCUACGACAAAGUACAAGAGAAAGAUUCGCUCUCAGAUAGUAAAAGAAGAGAGUUUAAAUGAAGCUGGUGACGUGGCGGCUGAAAAUGGAGAUUCAGUUCAAAUCAAAGAGGAAGAGGAGGAGACAGCGGAGCAGCCGGCAGCUAAGAGGAGAAGAGGACAGAGCAAGAGUGCAGCAAAAACCAAAGAUAUGCCUAAAGAGGAAAUAAAAACUGAAGAGGUGGUGCGGACGGUGGUGAUGAAGGGCAAAGCUCCAGUGGACUCCGAAUGCAAAGCUAAACUGGGAAAGGCUCAUGUUUACAGUGAAGGAAAUGAUGUUUAUGAUGUGAUGCUGAACCAGACCAACCUGCAGUUCAACAACAAUAAAUAUUACCUGAUCCAGCUGCUGGAGGACGACGGCGCCAAGGCUUACAGCGUCUGGAUGAGAUGGGGCCGAGUGGGUAAAGUGGGUCAGAACAGCCUCACACUCUGCGGGGCAGAUCUGCUGAAAGCCAAAGACAUCUUCAAGAAAAAGUUCUUGGAUAAGACAAAGAACGAGUGGGAUCGCAGGGACAGUUUUGAGAAAGUAGCGGGAAAAUAUGACCUGGUGUUCAUGGACUACGCCGCCAACGAGAAGGUAAGUUUGGAGGGACGGUUGGACUUUCUACCGGUUCACGCAGGCCACAGUGACCCGACCGCAUAUCGAUAUCUACACUUUCACAGAGCUUUAUGGAAAGAUGAGUAG
This is a messenger RNA of Poecilia latipinna (sailfin molly), 978 nucleotides long. Its product is annotated as poly [ADP-ribose] polymerase 2-like. Gene Ontology annotation, cellular component: nucleolus. The transcript is spliced from 8 exons. Lineage: Eukaryota; Metazoa; Chordata; Actinopteri; Cyprinodontiformes; Poeciliidae. Gene Ontology annotation, biological process: protein poly-ADP-ribosylation; double-strand break repair. Gene Ontology annotation, molecular function: NAD+ poly-ADP-ribosyltransferase activity; zinc ion binding. The record is from RefSeq and is a predicted model, not a curated record. The coding region runs from base 22 to 978 and encodes 318 amino acids.